CAUAGAAGGCCUGCCUAGCGCGCACACACAGUCACUUACCAUGGCUCCAGGUGUCCACCAUCUCCUUGUGCUGCUCCUAGCCUUCACAGCCUUCAAUGGCAGCUCUGCGGCGUCUCGUCGUCUUUUGGACACGGCAGCUGCACCAGAGGCCACACCAGCUCAGCCUUCGACGCCGGAAGUUCCAACCACAUUGCCUUCAAUUCCUUCCAUUCCCGCAGUUCCGAAACUCACAAUGCCACCAAUACCGUUCAUUCCGAUCCCGAAGGUCGCCAUGGCACCAACCGCCACUGGCACAGUUCCAUCUCUUCCGAUUCCGGCGAUCCCAACCACCAUGCCGACCAUUCCUACUUUGCCUGUUACCAUGCCACCAAUGCCCUCAAUUCCAACUAUUAUUCCAUCCAUCCCGAUCACAAUACCAACAACUAUGCCUACCAUUCCUGGGUUCCAGAUGCCACCUAUUCCAUUCAUGUCCCCACCUCCAGAAACCACCAGCCCAUGAAGGUCAUCAUAGCAUGAGACUGCUAGUCAGGGGUUUGAUUCGUACACAUAAUAUUAUCAGUGUGUUUGUAAUGUUUUUGUUCUAUUGGAUGUUUUAUUACUGGCUUGCGUUUGGUGUUGAUUGUAAACGCAGUUAAGUUUUUGUACUGUCCUGUUUGUUAAUAAAGCAUUGCUUGGUUUGUUUA
Triticum dicoccoides is the source of this 683-nucleotide messenger RNA. Its product is annotated as 36.4 kDa proline-rich protein-like. The record is from RefSeq and is a predicted model, not a curated record. The transcript has a single exon. Bases 41 to 499 code for a protein of 152 amino acids. Lineage: Eukaryota; Viridiplantae; Streptophyta; Magnoliopsida; Poales; Poaceae.